CCUCUACUCACAACUAAAUUACAUCUCGCCAUGGCUUCAAACUUGCAAAGCCAGCCAAAAUGGACCUCGAAACUCGUCCGCGACACUUUUCUCCAAUAUUUUCAAGGGAAAGGCCAUACAUUCGUUGCUUCGUCCCCUGUCGCGCCUUUGUCUGAUCCUACGCUGCUUUUCACAAAUGCAGGCAUGAAUCAAUUCAAGUCAAUUUUCCUGGGUACCGUGAAUCCAAAUUCAGACUUCGCACAAUUGAAGAGCGCAGUCAAUUCACAAAAGUGCAUUCGUGCAGGUGGAAAACAUAAUGACUUGGAUGAUGUUGGGAAAGAUAGCUACCAUCAUACCUUUUUUGAAAUGCUCGGUAACUGGAGCUUUGGGGACUAUUUCAAAAAGGAGGCCAUUCAAUAUUCCUGGGAAUUGCUGACACAGGUGUAUGGCUUGGAUCCCGGUCGAUUAUACGUAACUUACUUUGAGGGAAAUAAAGAAGGUGGCUUACAGCCCGAUUUGGAAGCCAAAGCGCUUUGGAAGGCCGUCGGUGUUCCAGAAGACCAUAUUUUGCCUGGAAACAUGAAGGACAAUUUCUGGGAGAUGGGCGACCAAGGUCCAUGUGGUCCUUGCAGUGAAAUCCACUAUGAUCGCAUUGGCGGGCGCAAUGCUGCUUCUCUUGUGAAUCAGGAUGAUCCAAAUGUUCUAGAGAUCUGGAACAACGUUUUCAUCCAAUAUAAUCGCGAGAACGAUGGAUCGCUGCGUUCUUUGCCAAACAAGCACGUGGACACUGGAAUGGGUUUUGAGCGUCUUGUAUCUGUGCUGCAGGACAAAUCCUCAAACUAUGACACUGACGUUUUCGGUCCCAUCUUCCAGACCAUUCAAGUUAUUACUGGAGCACGGGAAUAUCAGGGCCGAUUUGGAACUGACGAUUCGGAUGGAAUUGACACCGCCUAUCGUGUGGUCGCCGACCAUGUCCGAACCCUGAUGUUUGCGAUCUCUGAUGGCGUUGUGCCAAACAAUGAGGGCCGCGGCUAUGUUAUUCGACGUGUAUUGCGCAGGGGUGCACGUUACGCACGAAAAUACUUCAAUGUCGAAAUUGGGAGCUUCUUUUCCAAAAUCGUUCCCACUGUUGUGGAGCAGCUCGGCGACAUGUUUCCUGAGUUGAAACAAAAGCAACAGGAUGUCAUAGAGAUAUUGAACGAGGAAGAAAUAUCUUUCGCGAAAACGUUGGAUCGCGGGGAACGCCAGUUCGAACAGUAUGCUCAGCAGGCCAAGACUGCGGGUGACCACAAAUUACAUGGAGCAGAUGUUUGGAGGCUCUAUGAUACUUUCGGUUUUCCGGUCGAUUUAACGCGCAUCAUGGCUGAAGAGCGUGGUCUCGAGAUAGACGAUCGUCAGUUCGAAGAAGCACGCCACAAAGCUAAAGAAGCCAGCAAAGGCCAGAAGAAAACAACGACUGGAAGCGUUAAAUUGGACGUUCAUGAUUUGGGAAAACUUGAGAAGAUGAACGGUGUGCCAAAAACUGAUGACAGUGCCAAGUUUGAAAUAGGAAACGUCACCGCUCAGAUCAAGGCUAUAUACCACGGAAAAACCUUCCAUUCAUCUACUCAAAACUUAGAUGAUUCGGAACAAAUUGGUAUUAUCCUUGACCGCACGAACUUCUACGCCGAGCAGGGUGGGCAAGAAAAUGACACUGGACGAAUCGUUAUCGACGGACAGGCUGAGCUCGAAGUUGUCGAUGUCCAACAGUAUGCUGGUUACGUCCUACACACAGGUUAUAUGAAAUAUGGCUCCUUCAAGGUCGAUGACACGGUCAUCUGUGAGUACGAUGAGCUUCGACGGUGGCCUAUCAGGAACAACCAUACCGGAACCCACAUACUAAACUUCGCACUGAGGGGGGUCUUAGGGGACGGCAUUGAGCAGAAGGGCUCUCUGGUCUCUGCGGAAAAAUUGAGGUUUGAUUUUUCCCACAAGUCACCUGUUACGGAUGUGGAAUUGGUAAAAAUCGAGGAUUUGUCAACCCAAUAUAUCCGACGCAAUUGCUUGGUGUAUUCCAAGGAGGUCCCUCUUUCAAUAGCCCGAAAUAUUGCGGGGGUGAGAGCCGUUUUUGGCGAGACCUACCCUGACCCCGUCCGUGUUGUUUCCGUUGGUGCUGAAUUAGACGAAAUAUUGAAGAACGUCGAAGAUCCGCGUUGGGCGGACUUUAGCAUUGAGUUCUGUGGUGGAACUCAUGUGCAAAAGACAGGAGACAUCAAGGAUCUGGUCAUAUUGGAAGAAAGUGGAAUUGCGAAAGGAAUUCGGCGAAUAAUUGCUGUUACUGGUGAAGAUGCCCACGAAGUGCAGCGCCUAGCGGAGGAAUUUGAGAAGCGACUCAACCACCUCGAGGCAAUGCCCUCGGGCUCGGCUAAAGAGCAGAAUGCGAAGCAGAUACAGGUCGAGCUGAACCAGCUGUCAAUAUCCGCUGUGCAGAAAUCAAGAUUCCGCGAACGGUUCACGCAAAUCAACAAAAAGAUCAUCGACGAGCAAAAGGCCCAACAGAAGCUCGAGUCCAAGAAGGCUGUCGAGAGUAUUACCUCGUAUUUCGCGGCCCCAGAAAAUGCCAAUAAGUCAUGGCUCAUUGCAAAGCUUCCAAUAUCGGCAAAUGCAAAGGCCGUUAGUGAAUGCUUGACUUACGUGAAAACGAAACUCGCGGACAAAAUGGUCUAUGUUCUUGCCUCUAGUCUUGAAGAUGGUCGUGUAGCUCAUGGAUGCUACGUCCCUAAAGCAAUUAGCGACCAGGGUGCGUCUGCUAGCGAAUGGUCCAGUGCCGUUUCUAGAGCGGUUGGUGGCAAGGCAGGGGGCAAAGGCCCUACGUCGAUUGGCAACGGUAUCAAUCCCGAGAAGGUUGAUGACGCGGUAGACUUGGCUUCGGAAUACCUCAGCAAGUUCAAGUUAUAGCUCUUUGGUUAUGGCUCGCGAUUUCUUCUCGCUUGAACAGAGUAGAUACUUUCUGUACUGCGCAUCAAUGAAAAGUUUUCCUCUACAUCUCUCCGCACUGGAUGAUUACAACAUCUUGGUUUGGUUUGUCCCUUGUGGUGCGGGUGUUUUCGAUCAUUCGC
Molecule: messenger RNA, 3077 nt
Organism: Aspergillus nidulans FGSC A4
Lineage: Eukaryota; Fungi; Ascomycota; Eurotiomycetes; Eurotiales; Aspergillaceae
Product: alanine--tRNA ligase
Exons: 6
Coding region: 31-2916 (961 amino acids)
Biological process (GO): mitochondrial alanyl-tRNA aminoacylation; alanyl-tRNA aminoacylation; aminoacyl-tRNA metabolism involved in translational fidelity
Cellular component (GO): mitochondrion; cytoplasm
Molecular function (GO): nucleic acid binding; aminoacyl-tRNA ligase activity; zinc ion binding
Source: RefSeq, a predicted model, not a curated record